This is a messenger RNA of Vigna radiata var. radiata (mung bean), 3201 nucleotides long. RefSeq lists its product as uncharacterized. Bases 401 to 2989 code for a protein of 862 amino acids. The transcript has 8 exons. The record is from RefSeq and is a predicted model, not a curated record. Lineage: Eukaryota; Viridiplantae; Streptophyta; Magnoliopsida; Fabales; Fabaceae.
AUCUUCUCUCUUUCUUUCUCUCUCUAUCUCUGUGCUUCCAUUUUCGUUGUCAUUAUUCUCUCUCUGAAAUUCUUUCUCUUCGCUGUUAGGGUUUCGUUUCCUUUACUUCAAAAUCAAAAGCUCUGCUUCACCGGAUUAAGUGAAGGUAGCGGUGAUACCUUCAAUUGGAAAACUCCGAAGCUUGGAUUUUGUUUCCUUGAUGGGGCUAAUGCUGGUGAUAUUAUUGGCAAGAAGAGUAAUGAUUUUGCCUAAUUUGAUGAUUGAAUCCAUGAAAAUAUAAAAAGAUCCGUGCCUUGAAUGAAAUUGUUAUUUUCUGCCUUGUUAUCGAAUGCUAAUUUUAGUGCGUUUGAAUGAGAUGGGUUGAAGAGAUCUGUGUGCUUGCCACAAAAGUAAAGUAGAAAUGGCUAUUGCUGGUCUACACAGUGUGUCUGUGCUCGACUCUCCUUUCCUCAGGGACUCCCAUUCCCAGUCGUCUAGGAGAGGGGGAGAGGGAAGACGGGGAAGCACCCGGUCAUCUUCACUCUUGCAAAUGUGGCGAGAGAUUGAAGAUGAACAUGUGGUGAAUCAAGUUCAAGGAAGGCCUGGUGAUGUACCUCUUGAUCAAAGGAGGAAUGGGUUGAUUGCUGAGCUCUCUCAGGAAGAUAGACUGGAUAUCCAAGAGAGAGGGCAGGGUCAUGUUUUAGAAGAUGCAGUUUUGGUUGAGAAUGAAUCUGAAACAUGGUCACAGUCACCAAGUCAUAAUGAGUCCCAUGAAGAUCACGAGGAUUUAAAUAAUUCUAGCUGUGAAAACUCUUCUGAUUUAGGAGAAGUUGAAAGGGAAAGAGUUAGGCAAAUUUUCAGGGAAUGGAUGAAUAGUGGUGCCAGGGAUCAUGUAUCAAGUGGGUCUCGACGAAGUAGUGGUUCAAGGAGAGAAUGGCUUGGGGAAACUGAACAGGAAAGGGUGAGAAUUAUUAGGGAGUGGGUACAAUUGAGUAGCCAGCAGAGAAGUGUUUCAUCUGGGGAAAACAGGGAAGAACCAUCUGCUGAAAUUGGUACACAAAUUGAACGUGUUCGUGAUGGACUCACUGUUAACCAGAAUGGGGGCCAAAAUGAGCAUACACGGAGGGGCAUACGGAAAUUAUGCGGCCGACAGGCUAUCCUUGAUAUGCUUAAGAAGGCUGAAAGAGAGAGGCAAAGAGAAAUUGAGGAUUUGUCAGUACAUCGGGCUGUAUCUCAAUUCCCCUAUCGUAAUCGAAUUCAGGCAUUGCUUAGAGGCAGAUUCUUGAGAAAUGAUAGACCUGUCGAUAAUAACAGGCCCCUAUCUGUUGCAGAAAGUGAAUUGGGCUUCUUGAGGCGUAAGCAAACUGUAUCAGGUCUAAGGGAGGGAUUUAUCGCUAGAAAGGAGAAUUGUGGUUGCAGUCAAGCAACCAGCAAUGUAUCUGAUACCUCGUCAAAUGUUGAUAAUAUUGAUUUUAGCACUAAUGAACAAAUGGGAUCAAACAGUUCACGUUUAGUCCCAAUUGCUCAUUCUGAGCAGUCUGACCCUAAUGACAGAGGAAGCGAUGGUCUCAGGGUAUCAGACAGCCAGAGCUGUGUACAGGGUACCACAUCUGAGAACCUAAAUUGCCAAGAAUCUAAUGCUCAAGUAGGAGAUCGAAUGCAACAUUUUCCGAUUGAAUCACUAGAUUGCCAAUCAUCAUUCAGUGCUAGUGUUGAAAGAGUGAACAACACCGAGCAAAAUGUUGAUGUGUUGCCUAUUGAUUACGGUGCUAAUGAAAUUACCCAACAAAGCUUGCGAAUUGAAGAUUCGCAGCAUAGUAAUAACCAGGAAUUCAGCGAGGUGCAUAUUGAGCAUUCUGGGUUGUGUGAUAUAAAUAGUAACGAAAACAAUUCUUCAAAUCAUGACAUUCAUAUGGAUGGUAAUGUUGACGAUGUAAAUUGGAAUGAAUCUAGUACUCUGGAAGUAGAACAGCCAGAAGAAGCUUUUGAAAAUGAAGGAAGUGACUGGUAUCAGAAUAAUAUCGAAUGGAGAAAUAGCGCAGAGGAAAAUGCGGAUGGUAAUCAGAUCAGUAACACAGGAAAUGAGUGGCCAGAAAACACUUUGGGAAAUGCGGAUGGAGAAAACUCUCAUCUGCAAGAAUCUCAUGAGGCAUGGCAAGAAGAUGGUGGCUUCCAAGAGGCUGUGGAAAAUUGGUUGGGAGGACCUUCAGAUCAUGAAAAUGCUCCAGUUGGUAGAAUUCGAGGAUUUUAUUUUCCUGAAGAUGACAAUGUGUACAGUGUUGAACUCAGGGAACUUCUUAAUAGGAGAAGUGUCUCGAACCUCCUUCACAGCAGUUUCCGGGAUAGUCUGGAUCAGUUAAUACAAUCAUAUGUUGAAAGGCAAGGUAAUGCACACAUUGACUGGGAAUUGCAAGAAACAACCCCAUCAUCUGACUCGGUAGAGCAGGACCUUGAACAGCAAAGUAGAGAUCAAAUUGUUGAUCAGGAGGGUCCUGUUAAUAGUCCACUUGAUCUGCCCUCUUUACCUAUACCGCCUCCUCUGCCUCUAUGGGACCAGCACCACCACCAUCGUGACAACUGGUCACAGAAUGAGAUAAAUAAUCAGCGUCUAGGAAUUGAUUGGGAGAUUGUUAAUGACUUAAGAAUUGACAUGGCUCGAUUGCAACAAAGGAUGAAUAACAUGCAGAGAAUGCUGGAGGCCUGUAUGGAUAUGCAGCUUGAGUUGCAGCGCUCUAUAAGACAAGAAGUUUCUGCAGCCCUAAAUCGCUCUGCUGGUUCGUCUGAAGUACAUGAUUAUUGCGAGUCACCAGAAGAUAAAUCUAAAUGGGAAUGUGUGAGAAAAGGUCUUUGCUGUGUAUGCUGCGAAAGCAAUAUCGAUUCUUUGUUGUACAGAUGUGGUCAUUUGUGUACAUGUUCAAAAUGUGCCAAUGAGUUGCUCCAAAGCAGGAAGAAAUGCCCUAUGUGUCAAGCACCUGUGGUGGAGGUGAUAAGGGCUUACUCUAUACAAUAAUAUGACAUAAAUAUAAAAGGUCACACUUUUAACAAAAUACAGGAUUCUAACAAGUUUUAUCUCCUGGACGUUUCCGGGUACUCUUUUUUCGUUUUUUUUUUUGGUUUCUUACUGUGAUUAUUGUAUUUAUGUGGAGUGAACCAAUGGGACACAAGAUGGCAUUUUUUUGGGGCCAUGAUUCUCAUGAAUAAAAAUUGUACGUCGUUUUUAAA